AUGAGGACGACGACAGGCACUUUGAUGAGAGGACAGUUCAAUCCCACGACUUCUUCUUCUUCUCCUUCUUCUUCUUCUUUAUCAUCAUCCACAUCUCUUCCCACCUCCUUUGCCUCGAGAAGAAGAAAUAACAUCAAGAACAGAAAACGAAUGAUGAUGAAUAAAAAUAUCUUCUUCGUCUCGUCAUCCUCUUCAACAACAACAAAAGUGAAAGAAAGCGAGAUUAAAUACCACACUUGGCAAGGACACGAAGUGGCGUACAGAGAAUCAGGAUCGAAAGAUGGGCCGUGUGUUUUAUUAAUUCACGGUUUUGGCGUCUCCGGGUUUCAAUACAGAGACAUCGAGUUGCCGAACCAUCGAGUGUUUUCCAUCGACUUGGUUGGUUUCGGUUCAAGCUCGAAACCGAGCGGAGUGGAUUUUUCCAUGGAAUUUUGGAGAGACCAAGUUGCAAACUUUAUAUCUGAGGUUGUCAAAGAACCAGUAGCAUUAGUGGGUAAUUCAAUCGGUUCCUUAGCUGCGGUGCACGUGGCCAGCGAAACGCCCGAGUUGGUUAAAGGUAUUUGCCUAAUCAAUUGCGCGGGCGGGAUGAACAACAAAGUGAAGCAAAUGCCGGGCGAUUUUGACGGGUUUGCGUGGCAAUACAAACUCGUUGGACCAAUUUUUAAAGUAGUUCUGGCGAUAAUCGACACGAUUUUGAAAAUAGAACCCGUCGCGACGAAGAUUUUUGACAACGUGCGCUCUGAAGAAAGCGUCCGAAAUGCGCUCGCGGGAGUUUAUAAAAAUCCUGCUCGCGUGGACGAUGCGUUGGUAAAAUCCAUAUGCAAAGCCGCAGAGAAUGAAGGCGCAUUGCCCGUCUUUGUAAAUAUUCUCACUGGAAAUCCUGGACCAAGACCGGAAGAGUUGAUGGAUGCGGUGACGUGCCCGAUAUUUAUCAUCUGGGGCAGUGAGGAUCGAAUCACGCCCUUGGAUUUCCCUCUCGGGCAAUACUUUCAAAACUUGCCGCGAACGCGAACCAGUCAAAGAAAGACGUCGUUCAUUGAACUCGAAGGGCAAGGACACUGCGUCCAAGACGACGCUCCAGAGGAAGUUAACCAGCUCCUUUUGAAGUGGUUCCGCGAGGACGGCUUAUUCACUUCAUCAUCGUCGGCUUGA
Messenger RNA from Bathycoccus prasinos, 1152 nucleotides. RefSeq lists its product with no specific name. Gene Ontology annotation, molecular function: chlorophyllase activity. Bases 1 to 1152 code for a protein of 383 amino acids. The transcript has a single exon. Gene Ontology annotation, cellular component: chloroplast. Lineage: Eukaryota; Viridiplantae; Chlorophyta; Mamiellophyceae; Mamiellales; Bathycoccaceae. The record is from RefSeq and is a predicted model, not a curated record. Gene Ontology annotation, biological process: chlorophyll metabolic process.